AUGGCGGCAUGGGUGGACGGUCUGAGCGACGUCGAGCGCAAGAUGCUUGCCUAUAGUAAGUCAGUUGGACUUGUGCCGUACGCGAGCACGCCUCCAAAACGGCAUAGGGAACAGCAAUUCUCUUCCGAGGACUCGGCAGCUCCGCCUGACCCAAGUCCCGACCCAGACGGGUGGCGGCUCUCGUCGACAGCAUGGUGCUCCUGUAAGCGGUGCAGCGUCAUGCCCACGUCGAGGGAGUGCCUCUGCUGCCGGGAAUGUCCGCCUGCGGUUGCGACUCAGCCGGAGGGGUGCGUUACCGAGCAUAUGGACUUUGCCCUAAUCUGCCUCCAACCUGCUGUGCUGAGGAUAGCUUACUGGGCUCUGGACGAAGCAGGUCUGCAACCGGCGCCGGGCGAACAGACACUUCGCUUUGUGGCGUACAAGCAGUUUACGCGCUGGAUGUGGAAACGGCUGGGGCGCAACAACAGAAGAGUUCUGCCAGCCUGCGUAGUUUCAAGAAUUCGCGAAGAAUUUGCUUCAGACUCAUACACCGGGUACCUGGACGCAGAAUAAAGAUGUUUGAAACUCUACUACAGCUGAGCACCUUUUACACCUUACAAUUCUCUUGCAUGCAUACUGUAACUCAAGCCACUCCAAGAGCAAAUCCUGUUAUUGAAGCAGCUUGAUGAAUAAAAAUAUACUGAUG
Molecule: messenger RNA, 685 nt
Organism: Ixodes scapularis (black-legged tick)
Lineage: Eukaryota; Metazoa; Arthropoda; Arachnida; Ixodida; Ixodidae
Product: P2X purinoceptor 7
Exons: 3
Coding region: 1-552 (183 amino acids)
Source: RefSeq, a predicted model, not a curated record